UUUCAAGUACUCGUUAAGUUUUCAUUUUAGACGGAACUUGUAAGUUUAUUUUUUGGAAAACCUUUGCGAUCGGAGAGAGUCGCUCUCAGGAAGGAGAGACAAAAACGUUGCCCCUCUCCACCCUCGAUGGUCCAUGAAGCAACUCGGUUUAAGUUACUUCUCCUAAGAUUUACACAUGGCUACUGUAAGAAAGAUUGUCCAUACUUCUAAGGGAGUUCAGCCGAUUCGUGGUGUGUACAGCCAAGCUGUAAUUGCAGACAAAACAAUGUAUGUGUCUGGACAGCUGGGACUAGACCCAAACACUAUGGAUUUUGUAUCAGAUGAUGUCACAGAGCAAACUAAGCAGGCACUGACCAACAUGGGCCAUAUUCUGGAGGCAGGAGGCUCCUCAUUUGACAAAGUUGUGAAGACCACCGUUCUAUUGGCGGACAUUGGAGACUUUGCCAAAGUGAAUGAGGUUUAUGCCACCUUUUUCACUUCAAAACAGCCAGCAAGGGCAGCCUAUCAAGUAGGAAAUCUUCCCAAGUAUGGAAAAGUUGAGAUAGAAGCAGUUGCGAUUGUGGGUGAGGUCACUGCAAGUAAGCUGUAAUGGCAUGGAGAUGUUGGGUGAUAUUCAAUGAUAUGUAAAAAUUUUAGAGCCAGAAGCGUUUUUUUGAUAAACCUCAGUAUAUGUCAAUAAAGAUCCUCUCGUUGAG
Molecule: messenger RNA, 695 nt
Organism: Pocillopora verrucosa
Lineage: Eukaryota; Metazoa; Cnidaria; Anthozoa; Scleractinia; Pocilloporidae
Product: 2-iminobutanoate/2-iminopropanoate deaminase
Cellular component (GO): cytosol; mitochondrion
Molecular function (GO): deaminase activity
Source: RefSeq, a predicted model, not a curated record